UAGGGGAGAAGUACGAAAGCGGUUGAAUGCGAGCAAGGAUUCAUAGUUUUUGGCGGUUUUGGUCGGAGAAAUUGGGCGUCCAUCGUCUCUUUAAUAGUCGUCAUUUCCGAAGCCCAUCGAACUCCAUUCUCUGUUUAAAUUCGCUCUUUCUCUUUCAUUAAAUCCUCGAUGCAUUUAUCGGGUCGGAUCCAAAAAUGGGUUUUGUGGGCACCCUGUUGGCCGUCAUUGGAUUCGUGUUCGGUCUUCCCUUCGGACUCUUGAUCGGAUAUUUCUUCUUCAUCUACUCUGAACCCAAAGAAGAUGCUCAGGACCCAAUAUUAAGACCCUUGCAUGAGUUUGAUUCAAAGACUUUGCAGACACUCUUGCCUGAGAUUCCUUCAUGGGUAAAAAGUCCUGACUCUGAGAGGGUUGACUGGAUGAAUAAAUUUGUUUAUGAUAUGUGGCCAUACUUGGAUAAGGCAGUAUGCAACACCAUACAAAGCUUGGCGAAGCCAUUUGAUCAGUUAACACUUGGUAGUCUUCCACCUAUAAUUCAUGGCGUUAAAGUCAUUGAAGUUCAAGAGAAAGCAUUAGUUAUUGAGCCUGGGAUCCGAUGGGCUGGUAAUUGCAACAUAACCUUGACUCUGAAGUUGUUGUCAUUUAAAAUAACUGUACAGUUGUUGGAUCUACAAGUAUCUUUGGCACCACGUGUUACUCUAAAGCCACUAGUUCCAAGCUUUCCAUGUUUUGCAAACUUGACGGUUUGCUUAAUGGAAAAGCCACAAGUUGACUUUGGACUUAAAUUACUUGGUGGAGAUCUCAUGGCUAUUCCUAUCCUAUAUCGGUUUGUUCAGGACAUGGUUGCUGUGCAAAUUUCAAAUCUUUAUCAUUGGCCGAAUAUUCUGGAAAUACCGGUCCUAGAUAAUGCUAGUGAAGCCACAAAAAGACCUGUUGGCAUAUUACAUGUAAAGGUUGUGCGUGCAUUUAACCUCCUGAAAAUGGAUUUUCUUGGUAAAUCUGAUCCAUAUGUUAAACUCAGUUUGAGCGAAGAAGGACUUCCUUCAAAGAAAACUUCAAUUAAAAUGAGCAAUUUGAAUCCUGAAUGGAAUGAGAACUUCAAGCUCAUUGUGAAGGAUCCAGCAACUCAAGUCCUUCAGCUGCAUGUCUUUGACUGGGAAAAGGUAAAAAUGCAUGAUAAGUUGGGAAUGCAAGUGGUUCCACUUAGUUUGCUCACUCCUUAUGAGACGAAGGAGUUCACCCUUGAUCUUCUUAAGAACUUGAAUCUUCCACUUAGUUUGCUCACUCCUUAUGAGACGAAGGAGUUCACCCUUGAUCUUCUUAAGAACUUGAAUCCUAACGAUCCUCAAAAUAAAAAGAACAGGGGUAAGAUUGUGGUGGAGUUGACAUUUGAUCCUUUUAAGGAAGAAAGUGGCAAGUUCAGUGGAAUUUUAGAUGGAGACGGUCACAGCAGCAUUAGGCUGCCUGAAGAAACUUCAUCAAGUGGUGGUGGUGUUCUUUCUUUAACAAUUGAAAGUGCCGAAGAUGUUGAAGGAAACCAUCACAGCAAUCCCUAUGCAGUUGUCCUCUUCAGAGGAGAGCGUAAGCAAACUAAGUUGAUCAAGAAAACCAGAGAUCCGAGAUGGAAUGAAGAGUUUCAGUUUGUGUUGGAGGAGGCCCCAAUAAACGAGAAGAUUCACAUUCAAGUGAUGAGCAAGAGAAAGGGUUUCAACUUCUAUCCAAAGGAAUCAUUAGGGCUUGUGGAUAUCAAUCUCACUGAUGUUGUAAAUAAUGGACGGAUCAAUGAGACGUACCAUCUUAUUAACUCAAAGAAUGGAGUGAUACACGCCGAUAUCAGAUGGAGCACAGUUUGAAAGUCUGGCACAGCGUGUUGUAUUGAAUUCCAUGUAGAUAAUUCUGUCCUUGAUGAACAAGUAAUUAUUUUCAUGAAAGGCUAGGGAGCUAAAACAUAAUAGAAACCUUUUCCUGUACAAAGCAAAUAUUGUGUAGAAUGAAUUAUGUGAUGCACCAGCAAAUACUUCAUCAUUCACCAUAUUGCUAUGAAGAGAGAGCAUAUUGCUCCUCGUACAAGUAUUUUUAUGGUUA
Molecule: messenger RNA, 2082 nt
Organism: Asparagus officinalis (garden asparagus)
Lineage: Eukaryota; Viridiplantae; Streptophyta; Magnoliopsida; Asparagales; Asparagaceae
Product: synaptotagmin-3-like
Cellular component (GO): endoplasmic reticulum
Molecular function (GO): lipid binding
Source: RefSeq, a predicted model, not a curated record